Diorhabda sublineata is the source of this 897-nucleotide messenger RNA. RefSeq lists its product as uncharacterized. The record is from RefSeq and is a predicted model, not a curated record. The coding region runs from base 8 to 424 and encodes 138 amino acids. The transcript has 3 exons. NCBI's taxonomy places the organism in Eukaryota, Metazoa, Arthropoda, Insecta, Coleoptera, Chrysomelidae.
UUUAGUUAUGUCGAUGAUAUAUCCCAGACAUCGUCCUUAUGAUGAUGAAAUAUCCCUUUCUUUCAAAAGGCCUUGUGUUUGUACCGAGGAAAAUCUUGAUUAUGAAAGGAAUUAUGUUUACGUAGAAGGAACUCAAACGGAUAAAAAUGUGUCAACAAAUAUAAGUGAACUUUCUGAAAACGUAUGGUACGAAAUUAGACCGCCAAAGUUAUUCGCAAAACAAAUAGUUCCAGUAGUAACCUCUAGACAAACUUAUAUUGCUCGUAUAUUAUUAGAUGGUAAGUUGACUAAUUUAGAAGAAGCGGAAGACGACGAAGUGACAGCUGUCAAAAAAGAUAAGAAUACUAUCAAGAACGUCAGUAUGAACAUCAAAAAAUCUGCUGUCAGAUUCCUUGGUAAAGCAGGAGUGGAUUUCGAUUUUUAAUUAUAAUAUACACGAAAUAAAAUUAUUUCUACAACGAUAACAUGCAUAUUUGAUGGAAGAAAUAAAUCACAAAAAUUUAAAAACUUGUUUUUUAUUUUAAAUGCAUAAUAAUAUUAAUUUUCUCCAAAAUAAUAGUUUGGUUAGUGGCGGUUAGCAUUAUAAUAUCAGAAGUAAUGAAGUUUAAACUUGUCCUGUCUCUGAAGACGAUAACUUAGUUAUUGAAUGGCGCGUUAUACAGUGUAAUUGUUAGUACUGGUGUAGAAGUAGUGUAAACUAAUAAUUCAAAAGUGUUGACCCAUGAGUGACAUGAGUGAAAACGGAUAUUUUUCAAAGACAAAUUUUAAAUCGUAUUUUAUCUGUGGCACUUUUGAUAUUGAAUUUGUUUAUGAGGAAUACUAGGUAUUAGACUUGGGAAAUGGAAUUUGUAUAGAAUUUUUUGAUCAAUGUUGUUAUCAUAAUAAGGUUUUAUUAAA